CAUAAAUGAGCCUUUAUGGGCAACUGUCGUUCUUUGUGAUUCUUUUGGUGUAGCUCCGUCCACACAAUGGCAUUUUCUCUGAGAAACGACCCCCGUAGGCCCGACAGCCCAGACUCCGACUCGCCGGCCUUGUCGACGUGUAGCAACGCCGACAUCUUCCGCAGGAUAAACACCAUGCUGGGCAACGCUCUGGAUCUGACCGGCGUGUGCACCACUCCCAACAGCACCAAGGGCAAGGCGGACUUGCUGUGCGAGUCGGACCGGGCUGCAGUGGGCAGCAGGAGGAUGCUCUUCGCAAACUGUGGUGGCAUGCCUGGCUCCCAGGAGAUGCAGUCAUCCCGGGUUCCACAGAGUGUGGCAGACCUGGGUCUGGGCCUCCAGUCUCUCAGUUUGUCUGGCUGGGAUAGACCUUGGAGCAGCCAGGAGACAGAGUCACUCUCUUCUCCCUCCCAGGGUCAGACGAGCUCACCCUCAAUGCUGGGCAUCCUGAACAGUCCCUUUAGUGGCAUCCUCGGAAAGCCACCAGCCUACCUACCCAGAGAGUCCAUGAGUAUGACUGCUGACUUCCUGGAGAAGUUCCCUGGCAUGGCUCGCAUGGCUAACCGUUUGGACUCCAGCUCCUUUUUGGAGUCUCGUUCUAGCAGCCCUGAAGACUCUGAGCUAAGUGGCUUCAGCUCUGGUUCUGAACAUCUCUGUGAUAUGUUGUCCACUCUGCGGAUUUCACCUCCCCUGCCUUACCUUGCAUCGAACAUGCAAAAGGACCUGCUGCGACUGGGCUCCCGUCUGGACCCCCAAGACACCAGCUCUCCUCUCACCCCGCCAUCUAGCGCCAGCCCGGCCUCCUCUGCGCUUUCUCGCCGCUGGCGCACUGGCUCCCUGUGGCCUGCUGCAGACAUGCUGGACCAGUCGGAUGAAGCAUUUAGCAUUGAGAGGGAGGCACGUCUGCAUAGACAGGCUGCAGCUGUGAAUGAAGCAACCUUCACUUGGAGCGGUCAGCUGCCCCCCAGAAACAACAAGGAUCCGCUUUACUCCUGCAAGGUCUUUCUUGGUGGUGUACCCUGGGAUAUCACUGAAGCUGGACUCGUCAACACCUUCAGUGGCUACGGCCCUCUGACUGUGGAAUGGCCUGGUAAGGAUGGCAAGCACCCUCGCUGUCCUCCCAAAGGUAAUGUGGCCAAAGGCUACGUCUACCUGGUUUUUGAGAAUGAGAAAUCUGUCCGGGCCUUGCUCCAUGCCUGCUCUCAGGACCCAUUUCACCCAGAGGAUGGCAGGGAGUACUACUUCAAAUUGUCCAGUCGCCGAAUGCGUUGCAAGGAUGUACAGGUUAUUCCCUGGGUCAUUUCGGACAGCAACUAUGUGCGCUGCCCUGCUCAGCGUUUGGACCCCAGCAAGACGGUGUUUGUGGGCGCACUGCAUGGCAUGCUCAAUGCCGAAGCGCUGGCCAGCAUUAUGAAUGACCUGUUUGGAGGAGUCAUGUAUGCAGGCAUUGACACAGACAAACACAAAUAUCCCAUAGGCUCUGGUCGUGUGACUUUCAACAAUCAGCGAAGUUACCUGAAGGCGGUGUGCGCGGCCUUUGUGGAGAUCAAAAGCCCCAAGUUUACAAAGAAGGUCCAGAUUGACCCUUACCUGGAAGACUCAAUGUGUCAAGUUUGCCUCCGCCAAGCUGGGCCUUUCUUCUGCAGAGACCAGGCAUGCUUCAAGUACUACUGCCGCUCGUGCUGGCACUGGCAACAUUCCAUGGACGUACUGAGCAACCACCGACCCCUCAUGCGCAACCAGAAGAACAGAGACUCCAGCUAAGAGUCCUCCAGCAAGCCUCCCGCUUGGGGCCCGCUGCAGAGUGGAGGAGGGCACGUCAGAUGUCAGUCAGCAUGAGGGGCGGGGCACUCCACGAGGCACUGGGGUUAGAUCACUGUAGGAAAUGUUCACUUUUUGCACUUGCUCUGUUUUUGCUGUUCACAGUUGGCACUAUGCACCGUGACCUUGUUGGGAGAGACAAGGGACUGUUCACUUUUCCAGUGUUUUCUCAGAUACUUGAGUCAGCUGAAGGUUAGGAAGUGAGGAA
Molecule: messenger RNA, 2068 nt
Organism: Phycodurus eques (leafy seadragon)
Lineage: Eukaryota; Metazoa; Chordata; Actinopteri; Syngnathiformes; Syngnathidae
Product: cytoplasmic polyadenylation element-binding protein 1-like
Exons: 12
Coding region: 67-1803 (578 amino acids)
Biological process (GO): negative regulation of cytoplasmic translation
Cellular component (GO): cytoplasm; nucleus; neuron projection
Molecular function (GO): mRNA 3'-UTR binding; ribosome binding; mRNA regulatory element binding translation repressor activity
Source: RefSeq, a predicted model, not a curated record